AAUCACCGCAGCCUGCUUUGUCCACCACAACUUGAACUUCAAGUCCUCCGAGUCCACAACGCCGCCAUUCCUUGAUAUAUACUCCUCCUUCGAAUCCCGCCUCGUUCCUAACGUCUCGAUCCCCAGUCGCGCGACACUCCUCAAGGGCGAGGUCCAUUGCACGAGAAUAGCAUCUUAUCGAAGAACGCCUACACAGCAGCAACCGCAACUCCACGCCGGAAUCCCCCCACCGCACCGCGUUUCUCAAAGAUGCCAGCGGCAUCACCCCAAACAAUCAAAUUAAAAUCGACUUUGCGCCUCCUAAUCCCACGGCUUCGCAAUGCCCAAAAAAAGGACACAGCCCUGUCAAUCGCCGCGCGCCGCGAAAUGGCCGAACUACUCUCGCAGGCCCGCGAAACAUCAGCACGGAUCCGCGUUGAGAACAUCAUCCACACCGACAUCACCGUCGAACUGAUGGAAAUCCUAGAACUCUACGCCGAACUCCUACUUGCGCGGGCAGGACUUUUGGACAUGCGGGACAAGAACAUUAAAGAAGGCAACCACUCCAACACCACCGACCCGUCCUUGGACGGAACAUCCUCUUCCUCUACAGGCCUCGAAGAAGCCGCCGCGAGCAUCAUCUACGCCGCGCCCCGACUGCCACGCGAUGUGCGCGAACUGGGAAUCGUGCGCAACAUGUUAAUUGAGCGGUUUGGAAAGGACUUUGCGGUACGGGCGAAUGACAACAUUGACAACAUUGUCCCCGCGAGGGUCGUUGAUAAGCUUAAAGUCGAUCCGCCCAGUCCGAAACUGGUGCAGGCUUAUCUUGAGGAAAUUGCCAGGACGUAUGGUGUUGAUUGGCCGCCUGUGAAACAAACGAAUGAUUUGGAUGAGUUGGCGAGGGAAAUCAACGACGAAAAUGACGAUGAUGAUGAUAAUGGUGGGAUGAAGGAACAACCGAUCCUUGCAGAUACAGAAACCGCUGUGACGCCUUCGACACCAGGAGGGGUCAAGAAACCGAAUAAAAUCGAUAUAGAUGGCAUAGGAACGCUACAGAAUGCCACGCCGCCGAAAAGUUUCGCUCCAGGCGGUGGUGUCAGAAGUCCCGUGUCUGUCGCUCCGCCGGCUGCCAGGUCUGACAAUCCCAGUCCCAAAGUCAGGUUGCCUGGUGGUGGUGAGAUAGAAGACAGAAAACCGAAGCAACAGCCGACGACGACGUCUACUUCUACUUCUUCAAUAACGGCUAAAGCAAAUCAUGCGCCUGCAGCGGGAUCAGGAGGUGGUGCUGGAGGUGGCGUGCCCGGCAAGGUGCCCACCGUGGAUGAUUUGGCAAAGAGGUUCUCGGCAUUAAAGAGAUGAGAAACAACUUGAAGAGAAUUUUCACGAAAAGGGGUGGAUUGGCUCUGCGCAUAUCAGGAAAAAGGGAAGAGUACAUUCAAGGGGAUAGGGUCAGAAACCCCCAACCCACUGAUGCCCAUGCUGCUUCGAUCAUGGUACCCGGCAUAUUAGUACAUGUGCCAAUGGCAAUAUUGCUAUCAUGUCAUCUCCAUGCUGAGAGGAGAACAUGAUGCUCUUCAAUGCAGUGGCCGACAUAUGACCGCCGAGGCAGAGCUCUGAACGACUGCUGCCAGGUGGAGGAUUAAGUCUGUGGCCAGCCUGAAUGAGAGACAGCCUAGGGUAUACCUCCGAUGGAGCGCCUCGACUUGGUCGGCCCUGAAUAGGACAAGAUGAAAACCCUCGCUCCCUUCCCCAUCCGAUCUCUUUUUAGAGCGUAGAUGAUGCCUCAGCAGUGAUGCCACCGAUUGAAGCCAUUCGACGAGCCGUGGCUCCCUGUUUUGCGUCGAGUCGUCGUCUUUACAGGGGGCGAGAUAUAUACUGCAACUGCCAUCACAUAUCGUA
This is a messenger RNA of Exophiala dermatitidis NIH/UT8656, 1878 nucleotides long. RefSeq lists its product as uncharacterized. The record is from RefSeq and is a predicted model, not a curated record. Gene Ontology annotation, biological process: protein transport. Bases 250 to 1338 code for a protein of 362 amino acids. The transcript has 2 exons. Lineage: Eukaryota; Fungi; Ascomycota; Eurotiomycetes; Chaetothyriales; Herpotrichiellaceae.